AAAUCCAACUUUUAUUAAACUUUAAAGUGAUUGCAUUUUUCCCUUCAGAGGGAUAAUAACUAAAGGGAUAUUUAAAAUAUAUAAACUUUUCCUCUCUAACCAAUCCCAGUUUAUAUUCUAUAUACAGUAUUUUUCCUUACAGUGUAGGGGGUGAUUGCUCUCUGGUAUUCUCAACCUUUGCCCCACCCCCAGUACUUGUUUGUGUGUGUGUGAGUGUAAGUGAGAGAGAGAGAGAGAGAGAGAGAAGAUUUUGCUGAAAGGGCAUAGGAUAUGCAGGGUUUCAUUUCCACCAUCUAACUUAUCUGAAAGUAUUGGUAUGCCACAGUAAAGCAAAUUCUAUCCCAAUAUGGCAGUAAGUAAGUACAAUCACUACUAUUUGCUGAUGGAGCAGUUAAGAUAAGGAAGUCUUAACCAUCCAGUAAUUUUGUCCUUUAUACCCCUGGAAGAUUUUAAGUUGCAUAUCCAGUAUUUGUGAGACACCAUAGGAAUUAACGUUGAAUGUCAUUAUCAAUGGUAGAUAUCAUCUAUGCACAGAGGGAGCCCCAAGGUAUAAACAGUAAAAGUUAAUCAAUUUUCUUUUCUUUGUUUAUUGUUAAAUUGGAGUCAUUAUCAAACAUACCUCUUUUUAAAAAGGCUUAAUUGGGGUCAACUUUUCCCAGUUUCAGAUAAGUAGAGUGCUUUAUACAAGUGUGGGAGGUUUAAAGUCUGGAAAGUGAGGUGCUAAAAACCAUUGACUAUUAACGUAAGCUAAACUGGAAUGGCAUAAAACCAGGAUUCUCAAGUUUGGGUGAAGACCCGAUAAAACAUAAAGACAGUUCAUAGUGUGUUAUUUGCUUGUGGGGUGAGCAGGGUCAGCCCUGCUGUGAGGCAUAGUGAAGCAUCCACCUUGCGGCAGAUGAUGGAGAGGUGGCAGUGGUAGCCCCCUCUGCCAUCAUUCUGAACCCCCUAAACUAGCCUUCCCUAAGCUAGACUGCUGCUCUCUAGUGUGGUGAACCCUGUGGUCAGUGUUGAAGUAACUAUCAGUCUGGUCAGGUUCUGCUCAUGGAACAUGGAGGAGGGGUGCAUCAUCUUGUCCAUUGCUUCAGGCACCAAAAUGUCUUGAGACAUCCCUGGGGGUGAGCCUGGCUUCCUCUCAACUGUGCAACUGAAAUUAGAGAUGUGCACGCCACCAAAUCCAAUGCUGGCACAGCUGUCAGACUUUCCUUCCCUGCUCCCAUUGCUUCAGGCAGACUGAGCACCUUAUUUUUAAAAGCACCGCUUAAAGUUCAUGCAUUGAUCUGUUGAUGUCACCUUAUCAAAGUUUUUUUUUAAGUGCAUAACUGCUCCAGGAGGUAGGUAGGUUCCUUAAUACUGUCACUAGGAGGUGGGCAGCGAAUUGGUAUUAGGCACCACCAGCUUUUUCUUCAGUCUUCAAGUAUUUAGUAUUUCACGGCUUGACUCUGCAGAAGAAAGGUUUGUUUGGAGAGUGACUGAAUGCAAGAAGGCCAUUUCCAGAGUAAACCUGCUGCUGUAAAAAGAUUACACCAGCCGUUACCCUUUGUUGCAUCCACACUGCCAUUCUGCUCUCAACAGGGAGUCACGUAGACAAGAAAGAAAAGUGCUGUUGUAGUGAAAAUGUGCCAAGGACACUGAUAUUGCAGGAAUGGAGGGAGGAUGGAUGGUACAGGGGGGUAUAGCAUUAUUGUAGCAAUGUAACUGUUGCCAUGCUUGUGACGGAAGAAGAGGUAUAUAACUGUCUGUAACUAACCACCAUUUUGAGGAAGAGAGUAGAGGCCUGUGCUCUACUCUGGCUAAGCGCUUAGCUAAAUAAACAACCUUAAAACAGGCUUUGGCUUCAUUAUUAAAUCUCCUCUAAAAGAACUCAGUCGUAAAUUCCACGACAAUCUUGGCGACGAAGGUGGGAUUGGAGGAUCUCCUGUCUGGGUCAACCCGAAGGGGGAAGGUCGGAGCGGCGGUUUGUGCGCAUCUUGAGAGCAACUGGCAAACAAGGGACAUAAAAUUUCACGAGCUAAACUACAAUUCUGUCAACCUGAGGUUGUCUACCUGGGAGAAGCUAGGACUACGAAACCGAAGAGUGUCUGAGAAGACAAGACAAAUAACAUCUAUCCAUUUUAGAGCCAAUGAGGUGCAACCCCUUCGGUAGAUCAGCUCCUCAGAUAGACUUUGAGCUUAUCGAAGUAGCACAUAGCCCAUUGGACUCUUUUGGACCUUCCCACACCGAGGUGGGGAGGCCAGUGACUUGCAUUGCUAGAGAAAAGUUUGGCUUUAUUGCUGUUUGUUUGGUAUUUCUAAUCAUCAUAAUUCUAAUAUGGCUCCUGCGGGAGUUAGGCUUGCUUUCUUAAUAUUGUAUAGCCUUCUUUUUACAGGGCAUCCUGAUUGGAGUAAAAAUACAUACCUGAGGCUAAUGGUCAAUCUUGCCAAAGGAAUGAACAAGAGUACUUGCUGGAUCUGUAUGCAUACCCCAACUUAUGAAAAGGAAGGUAUCCCACUGAUAGGAAUACCUCUGAAUGCAACUGGUCUUGUUUCAGAUGAAUGGCUCAAACGUGAUGAAUCUCUGAAAAGUCUUGAUACUACCCAGUAUGUAGCCUUGUCCGGAUGGACGAGAGGUGAACUUUGGAUAAAGUUCAUGGGAGAAACAUUUAUUGGUAGCAGCCAAUGUGAAUGGGUCCUCCACCGAGCCAAAGGUAGAUGGAGCCUUAAUAACUCCACUGGGCCAGUUAUGAGGAACAGGCGGAGGGUAAUGGAACCAUUGUGUGUGGCUCUUGGGCACCAGUGGUUCUCAUAUUACAAUGAAACCUGUACUCAAGAUGAAGCCACCAUAGCCAUGCUUAUGUAUGGCGAAGAAGGGGUGAGACAAGAUGGAUUUGCUCACAUCCUUCCUCCCUUAAUGGGAACAACACAUAGUUAUUGGUGGAUCUGUGGACAUAAGGCCUGGAAGAAAUUACCCAUUAACUCAAAGGGAUCCUGUUAUAUUGGACUUUUAGCCCCUGGAAUCAGGAUUGUGGACACCUUUCCUAAAGGUCUGAUACGAAAUUAUCGAAAGGCAGCCCCAAGUCAUAAAAUCCUGAAUGCAUAUAAAGAUCUUAAAGCUCCAGGUCAGUCCUGGCUAAGAGGUAUUUUCCCCUAUUAUGGGGCAGCGGCAAACCAUUUAGAUAUUUUAAGAAUUUGUACUCUGCUGGAGAAUUUCAUGAAUGAAACUGCUGAUGCUCUUACUAUGAUUAACACUGAACUUAAACAGAUCCGACAGUUUGUUUUACAAAACCGCAUCGCAUUGGACUACCUUUUGACAUCGCAAGGCGGAGUCUGCGGCCUCAUUGGCCCAGAAUGCUGCACUUACAUUGUUGACGGCUCUGUAAAUAUCACCGGAUCUAUCGAUAAUAUUCGCUUAUUAGCAUCUAAGGUGCAUGAGGUUAAAACUUCUGGGUGGCAAUGGAGUCCGGGGGAUUGGUUUGGUGGCCUGAGAGGCUGGAUAAAAUCAAUCCUCUUAGGACUAUUGUUGGGUAUGUUGUUCCUCUUUACCUUGUAUAUUUUGAUUAACUGUGUAUUGUUUUGUUUAAAGAAGACCAUGCAAAAGACCACCCAAAUGUUAACACCGGCUGAAGUGAGACAAAUGUAUUUGGAAUUUGACAGGCAACGGAUGGAGGAGGAAGAGGAGGUGUUAUCUAUCAUGCAAAUUGAGAUGGGACUCGAAAGGAGUCCCAUAGGGGGAGUGAGGUGGAUUUAGAUCAAUACUGAACAAGUCUGACUGCCAUUCUGCUCUCAACAGGGAGUCACGUAGACAAGAAAGAAAAGUGCUGUUGUAGUGAAAAUGUGCCAAGCACCCUGAUAUUGCAGGAAUGGAGGGAGGAUGGAUGGUACAGGGGGGUAUAGCAUUAUUGUAGCAAUGUAACUGUUGCCAUGCUUGUGACGGAAGAAGAGGUAUAUAACUGUCUGUAACUAACCACCAUUUUGAGGAAGAGAGUAGAGGCCUGUGCUCUACUCUGGCUAAGCGCUUAGCUAAAUAAACAACCUUAAAACAGGCUUUGGCUUCAUUAUUAAAUCUCCUCUAAAAGA
Rhineura floridana is the source of this 4053-nucleotide messenger RNA. RefSeq names its product endogenous retrovirus group 3 member 1 Env polyprotein-like. The record is from RefSeq and is a predicted model, not a curated record. The coding region runs from base 2309 to 3724 and encodes 471 amino acids. The transcript is spliced from 2 exons. NCBI's taxonomy places the organism in Eukaryota, Metazoa, Chordata, Lepidosauria, Squamata, Rhineuridae.